CGUGCAUUUGUACCAACCUCAGCAGCCUUGCCCCACCACCACCCGCCUGAAGAAGUCAACCCUCCACGUUGCACCUCAAUCUGGACCACCGAGACCCAAAUUCUCUGUCCCCAAGAUACAAGUCCUGCCAGUUCCUCUGGAGAGCUUGCAGCUGCAUCUUUGCUGCCUUAAUUCCAGUCAGGAGCGUGGCACCACCCCGCCUCACUUUACCUAGGACUCCGCACACGUACCGCCCAGCAGGAAACCUUCCACCGCCACGAUGCCUAGGAAGGCGUACAUUGCGGACCUCCAGCAGGCCGUCGGAGGACUUUCUAUCGUUGGUAUCAGCGAUGUCCAGGUUGGCGGCGACGAUGGGGAGUUCACGUUCCGCGUCAAGAACGCAGCCAAUGGCAACACCAUGGAGCUUUCUGCACUAAUCCCGGAGCUAUCUGAGUACCCGUCAAGUCACACCUGCAUGCUAUUUGCCUCCGAUAAUGUUCCAAAUAAGGUUGCCCAGGCUCUCCCGGAUAUUGCAGAUGCAGCCACAGGCAAGACUAUUGUCCAGCUCCUCGAAUUGGUUGCUCGGAAGCUGGAGUCCACAGACCGCGAUGGCGAUACACAGAUGAUGGAUUCUCAACAAGCUUAUGGGUCUGAUUACGAGGACGACGACGAAGAGGACUACUCCGGGGACGAGUAUUUCCCCGACGACGAGGUUGUCCCUAAAGCACAAUAUUCCAAAUCAGAGGCUGCUGACCCGUCGUCCUACGCGCAGCCAACGUCACAGUUCCGGCAUCGCAUCCGAGCAGAUCUGCUAUCAGCCAAAUCGACUGGUUUCAAGGUCGGACAUCUCGGGUCUCUGAUGGAUGGGCUAGGCUGCUAUGUCACCAUCUCGUGUCGAAUCGCCAAACUGGGCAUCUCCGAAGAGGCCAUGCAAGCAUGGCAGAUCGAGCCAACUGAGUACCUGGUCUUGAUCCUCUACUACCCUAACGGAUACAAGAGCGUAGAGUCCCUGAGGAGCUAUGAUGCUGCCACGGCCCGUCGGCAUAUCAGCAUGAGGAUCGGGAUCAGCAAUUCCUACAAGCCCACGAUGCAGGAGGCCGUUCGGGCGUUCACUGUGUUGUCCAAGGACGAGGAGAAGCGUCGCGAAGCAGCGCAAGGAGACUCCCAAUCACAAGAUCCGUCGGCCGGGCGAGGCUUCCGAAACUCUUUCAUCUCUCGUCCCCUAAAUGAGCUCCUCAACGAGCGGCUCGUCACACUUAUUGAGUACCGAUAUAUGGGUAUGCCAUGGUCUGGAGCGGAACAGUACUACACCGACCACCUCGGGACAAAUAUUGAGAAUUCCGACAUGAUGAACGACAAAUACAUGGAGCUAGAACAGGUUGCUACCGCAUACCCGGCACUCGUCACAGGGGACCAUGUUCAGGAGGCUGCCUCAGACCAGGUUACGUCGCUCCCACUUAUCGCCAUGCAAUUUGUUCUUCGGCACUUCGUGCGUUGUACCGAGUUUUGUCUUGUUUGCUUCGGCAAGAUGGCGGACGACCUCGAGGCCAUCAAGCCGUACGUUUGCGACAAGCCUCUUUGCUUAUACCAAUACAUGUCCCUUGGCUUUGGUCCCAGCAUAGAGCAUGAAAUAAUUGCACAACCAAAGGUGGUGGACCUGCUCAUUAGCUUCUGCUAUGCCAGUGCCAGACAAGGCGGUCUGAAGGACUUCCCAACUGGUCUGAGCUUGAUGGUUCCCCCUGCGAGCGCACUCGAAAAUCUGGACCUCAACACGUCUGUGAGCAACUACCCCGGAUAUAUGCCGGCUUACAACACCCCUCUGCAGGCACCGCCCUCUCCAGCCAAAAGUACCACGGCAGCCACUUUGCCUGGCAAGAUGCGUUUCGACACGUCGAAGCUUGAAAUGAUCUUCGACAAUCCAAACGAGCCGUGCCCAUUCAGGAGUGGAGAGUGGAUCAUUAUCCGCACCGUCGAUAAUCCAACCCGCUCACUUCAUUGCCGCAUCGUAGAGACUACCUUCUUCCCCACAGUAAAGGUGUCGGAGCCGGUCAUUCCAGCGAGCUCUCUACCUGAUAACUCACAUGGGGCGAACUAUGCUGCUCCAAACUACGUUGCUCCAACCUAUCCUAAGGCGCCUGUUGGUAAUGUCCCUUCAAACUUUACUCCAGCCACGUACUUUGCCUACAACCAGAAUUUCGACGAGCUGCACGAGUUCUACAAACGACAGGCUAUCUAUUCUCUCUUGGAUUGCCUACCAAGUGUGGCCGACAUGAGACUUUAUCUUUUGCGAAAGGCACAGUCAGGUCUGAACACCUGGGUCGACCGUAUAUCUCCGGCCGCCUUGGGCAUUCUGCGGUGGAUCAUUGCGUCGAACCGAGCUUGUAUCAUGCAAGUUGAUCAUUCGACCGAUCCGAAGGGCAAGAAAGGCGAAGAGCGGCUAUACGGAAUGACUGGAUAUACGCAGUUUCGAUUUGCUAUGGGAGCGCCUGACAAGGAGCGGCGCUUCAUCACUGCUGUCCGGAGCACUUCAGAUCGUCUGAAGCUGAAAUAUCCCACAUUCUUUGCCUGGCAUGGCAGCCCUCUCCAGAAUUGGCACAGCAUCAUCCGAGAGGGUCUGCACUUCAACCAUACCGCACAUGGUAGGGCUUACGGCCAUGGGGUCUACCACUCUCUUGAUUACAACACGAGCAUGGGAUACUGCGGUUACGGGUAUACUCCAGCAUCGGCCUGGCCUCCGAGCGAGCUUAAAGUUAGCUCUGCCAUUGCUUUGAACGAGAUUGUCAACGCCCCCAAGGAGUUCGUCAGUUCAAACCCACAUAUGGUGGUCGCUCAGCUAGACUGGAUCCAAACUCGAUACCUUUUUGUCAAGGGCUCCCAGCCCGAUGUCAAUACAGUGCAGGAUACGAGACCACUUCAGGUUCACGAGCAAGAUCCGAAUGCGACACCACGUGGUCCCACCGAUAAGAUCAUCAUCCCGAUCACUGCCGUAUCAAAUUCCCGCCGCCCCCGUUCCGUAUCAAUCAAAACUACUAGCAAGCGCAUCAAGGCAUCUGGGAAGAAUAUAUCCGACCCAAUUGUCUUGGAUGACGAUUUCGAUGAUUCGGCAAGUGUUGCUACGUUGGAAGAAGAUCUCGCUAUUCUAUGCGACGACGACCUGCCCGUACAGGAGAAUGAACCUGAGGCACAACCUUAUGUCGGUAAAGGAAAGGGCAAAGCAACUUCGUUCUUCUCCAAACUUGUUGGCUCGUCUAAAGACUCCAAGCCGACGAAACCCAUGAUGGAUUUCGUUCCUGGCAGCCUUGAUGCCUCGAAGUUACCCAUGCUUGAACCACCAGCUUGGGCCACAUCGCCCGCAACUAAGCGACUUCAACAAGACUUCAAGGCGCUCCUCAAAGUGCAAGACACUGAGCCUCUGCAUGAACUAGGCUGGUACAUCGAUCCAGAUUUGAUCACGAACAUGUAUCAAUGGAUCGUUGAGCUGCAUUCUUUUGAUCCGACUCUUCCUCUCGCAAAGGACAUGAAGUCAAAGGGCAUCAAGAGCAUUGUUAUGGAGUUGCGAUUUGGAAAAGACUAUCCGAUGAGCCCGCCGUUUGUGCGAGUCAUUCGCCCACGCUUUUUGGGUUUCCAGGCAGGUGGCGGUGGACAUGUCACUAUUGGAGGCGCUUUGUGCAUGGAGCUUCUGACCAACAACGGCUGGAGCGCCGUCUCUUCCAUCGAAUCCGUUCUUCUCCAAGUCCGCAUGGCCAUGUCCAGCCUAGACCCCAAGCCAGCUCGUCUUGAGAACGGCGCGAUGCGUGAUUACGGCGUCGGCGAGGCUGUCGAAGCGUACGUCCGUUCCUGCAAUACGCAUGGAUGGACGGUCCCAGAAGGCUUCAGAGAGAUGGCAUAUGGUGGCCAGCCUAGCACGAGCGGAUGGUAAUGCGAGACUGGAAAUGGCAUUUCCAGAACCUAUUAGCAUGACCUACUAACAUCGGUAUUGCCUCAUAGGACUAUUGUCGAUGAUACGCCCUCCGAACCCUCUACUCUUGUUCACUUCAGGAGGAAUCUGGCUAGUAGACAUCUGCUUUCAUUGUCUUUCCUUUACUCUCAUUGCAUGAACACAUCACGACGGAUCAUGGAUAUGGCGAAUAGAAGCAAUUUCCU
Molecule: messenger RNA, 4122 nt
Organism: Mytilinidion resinicola
Lineage: Eukaryota; Fungi; Ascomycota; Dothideomycetes; Mytilinidiales; Mytilinidiaceae
Product: ubiquitin-conjugating enzyme E2 Q2
Exons: 2
Coding region: 260-3898 (1212 amino acids)
Molecular function (GO): NAD+ poly-ADP-ribosyltransferase activity
Source: RefSeq, a predicted model, not a curated record